This is a messenger RNA of Ambispora gerdemannii, 2637 nucleotides long. NCBI's taxonomy places the organism in Eukaryota, Fungi, Glomeromycota, Glomeromycetes, Archaeosporales, Ambisporaceae. The record is from the annotation of a GenBank genome assembly.
ACAAGCGAAACUGUCGCGAAAAACAGUGUUAGUGCCGUUUCCAGUAAAAGCGCACAAACUAAUAUGGACCCUCUUGACUUUGCUGAUUUUCAAAUGCCUGACAUAGAAGAAAACGCUGACUCUAAUGUUGAAAUUACUGACGCGGAUCUCGUGGAUCCUGUUCUUUUGGGUGAAUUGCAAGCUUUGACCGGAAAUACUCUGCCUAACACUUCGAAACCCAAACCUAAAGAACGACCAAAAACUGUUCAGUCAAACCCGGUAGCUGUUCAACACAUUGACAUCGAGGCUAUAGAAGCAUUGGGCAAUGAAGACAAUGAAGCUGAAGUGGAACUUACAGAAAACGACCUAAAAGAUCCUACAUUGUUAAAAGAAUUGCAUGGACUAGGAAGACAUCAGGGUGAUGAUAAUAGUGAAAAUGAUAUUAAAGCAAUUGAAAAGCGAACAAAAAGAGAAAACGUUUUGGUGACUCGUAGUUCACUGGCUGUCGAUAAUAAUAAAAUUGUCAAUGAGCAAAAUCUGAAUACCGGCUCUUUAGACAAGCAGAAUUCAGAAGUAGUUACUUUUGCAACUUCACAAGAAUCUCAGUCUUUGAGCAUAGAAGAGAAGCUUAAGACCGAUGAUCCCGAUGUUUUGGCAAGACUGAUAAAACAAGAAAAACUUGAUGCAGUUCUCAAGAAGCGUGCUGGCGAUAAAAAAGGUGCUCUUGAAUCUAUGAAAACUUACAAACGAUUGGAAGCAAGACACGAAGAAAUUUUGAAAUCUUCGGUCACCCAAGUUAAUGUUGUAGCUACUACAACCAGUCAAAGAACAGACAAUGAGAACAUUACUGAAGUGGAUAAAAUUUCUUCAAAUCAAAUCGAGUCGAAAGAAAAUACGAUAAAAGCAGAAACUGAAAAUAAAAGUGAAGUUUCCCCUCUAACAGAGUCACCAAAUGUGGUUUUAAUAAAUAAAUUAAAGGAUCUUCAGCAGAAAUACAAAAACGCUGCAAUUCAAUUUAAGAAUUCAAGCAACAUCCCAAAGGCAAAAGAAAUGUUAACACUUUCCCAAGAUAUCUUAAAAACGUACAGAAAUUUAGAGAACGGAGGUCAAUUACCGGAUGGAUGGACUAUCCCUGCUGAACCUGAUCUAUCCGAAUUAACAAAGAUCCCUUCUUCCACUCCUAAAAAGAUAUCGCCAAUUAUAAAAACUCCACCAAAUGCAGCGAUGAAAAAUCCAUUCGAAGAUGAAACCCCUUUGAGCAUGAUGUCCAAAGAACAGCAAUAUGAACGUUUGUUAACACAUCUUCAAAAUCAAAUUUCCUCAUGUGCCAAUAUAAUAUCUAACUAUCAAAAAGAAGGUGACAAGACAAACGCAACUCUUUUCUCACGUUAUAAGGAAGAAUUCUCUUGUGAUCUGGAUUCCUUGUCAUCAUAUAAAACCCACGGAAAAGAAAUACCGGCAUUUCAUUUUCAACAAAUUCAAUAUAACACACCAAAUUGUUGUUAUGAAUUGAGUGAAAAUGAAUUAGAAGUAUGCAUAGACCGUGCAUUUAAUCUGGGUAACAAGGAAGUGAGUGGCAGAGAUGUUGAAGCAUAUGUUAAUUGGGAUAUAGGAUGGCCACCUGAAGGAAGUUCUGGCGCGGGGAGUGGGAAAGGCGAUACUUCCGUUGCGAAGCGAGGAAUCGAUCCCGAAUUUAAUUUCAAAAAGAUUGUAUUGAUUGAUCGUGGUUCACGACUUCAAAGACAUUUGGAACGCAAAAAAGCUCUUUUUGAAGUUUUCCAUUAUAGAGGAUUUUUUAGAAAAGCAGUAUCUCUUGGGAAAGUUCAGGUCAAAUUGGAUUCCCUUCUCGUGAAGCCUGAAAUACAUGAAAUUUUUGAUCUCGUUGACUCAAGUCGCCGCCCGACGGGUGGUAAAUUAGAAAUAAAAUUACGCGUCAGAAGACCAAUAUCUAAAAAUGUAAAAAAUGAAAUUGUGACCAAAAAUCUAAAAUGGGUUAUUAUUGAUGAAUUUAGAGCGGAUGAUUCUGUAUUUUCAAAUUUGAAAUCCUCCCAUAAUUCAAAAAUGCCUGUGCAACAACAAUCAACGCCAAGUAAAGUGCCCGUGCAACAACCAUCAACGCCAAGUAAAUCGAAUUCUGAUUUUCUGCAAUCGGAAAAUUCACAAAUUGCCAACAAACAAAAAGCAACCACAACGAUGCAGACUCCCAAAAUUAUAAAUAACACAGCAGAUAAAUCCGCUGCAAAUCAGCCCAAAGGCGAAGAAGAUAAAGAACUUGAGCAAGCCGAAGAGGAAUUGAAUAGUGUGGAUAAUCUAGUAUCAAAUCUUGUUCUUGAACAAGAAAUUAAUCUCGUCAAUAAUCAAAUUGCUUCUUUGCAAGCCCAACACAAGCCAGUAUCUGAUGAUUUAGUCGACCGCAAACAAGCAUUAGAGAUUAAAAUGAACCUUUUGGUUAUUCAAGUACAAACUGGGCAAUUAACAAUGGAAAAGUAUUUGGAUCAAGUGAGGAAAAGUAUUUUAAACUUUAAAAAACUUGCCUUGUUUUUCAAACAAGCAGGAAAACUUGAGGAAGCGAAACGAGCUCUCGCAAGGAGUAAGAUCAUGGAAAAAGAGAUAAAAGAAGUUGAAGAAGCAAUGGCAAAUGGUGCUAUGGAGGGAUAA